UUUCUUUUUCAUGUAAAAUCUCGAACGAAGGAUGUCAAGAAAAUCAAACGCGACCCUGCUAAGAACCCUAUGCGGGAUCUUCACAUUAGGAAGCUGUGUCUAAACAUCUGCGUUGGCGAAUCUGGUGACAGACUUACCCGUGCCGCUAAGGUGCUGGAGCAACUGACGGGUCAACAGCCAGUCUUCUCAAAAGCUAGAUACACUGUGCGUUCCUUUGGUAUUCGUCGUAAUGAAAAAAUCGCCGUCCACUGCACAGUUCGUGGUGCCAAGGCUGAAGAAAUUUUGGAACACGGCUUGAAAGUACGUGAAUAUGAAUUGAGACGCGACAACUUCUCUGCCACCGGUAACUUCGGCUUCGGUAUUCAGGAACACAUUGAUUUGGGUAUCAAAUACGAUCCUGGCAUCGGCAUUUAUGGUCUGGACUUCUAUGUCGUUUUGGGUCGCCCAGGCUACAAUGUAGCACACAGGAAGCGUAAGUCUGGCACAGUUGGUUUCCCACACCGUCUUACAAAGGAGGAUGCCAUGAAAUGGUUCCAACAGAAAUACGAUGGCAUUAUUCUUAAUAGUAAAAAGUAAAUAAUACGCUUGUAUUCAUUAGACGGGGAAAUAUAAGAUUUUUUAAACAAA
Molecule: messenger RNA, 627 nt
Organism: Anastrepha obliqua
Lineage: Eukaryota; Metazoa; Arthropoda; Insecta; Diptera; Tephritidae
Gene: RpL11
Product: 60S ribosomal protein L11
Exons: 3
Coding region: 70-576 (168 amino acids)
Biological process (GO): translation
Cellular component (GO): ribosome; cytosolic large ribosomal subunit
Molecular function (GO): structural constituent of ribosome; RNA binding
Source: RefSeq, a predicted model, not a curated record